GAUUUCAUUCAUUCAUUUUUCUCUCUCCUCCUCCCCUCCCCCUCCUCCCCCAGCCUGCGCUUUUCCGCAGUUAACUGGGGCUGCGCAAGACACAGACCGCGGCAGGUAAGGAAAGAGUUAAGCCAGCUGAGAGGCGACUUUUCGUGUCAGGGAAGAUUGUGCGCUGCCUUUAAUCUAUCAGUCCUGUACAUCACACACACCACGCGACGUGCGCACACGCACACGGCGCCCCUCUCUCUCUUUCUCUUUCUUUCUCUCUCUCUCUUUUUCCCGGGGAGAGAAGAGACCGAGCAAGCAGCUGGAGAAAAAUCUUCUUCCAUCCAAGGAGACUCGAGGGUUCCAGGCCUCUGGCAUCUCCCCAGGCAUUGAGAACCUGGCAACACAUUUGUACAAUUCAGUUCUUCUUAUUUUUCUUCCCCCUCCACCCUCUUUCCGUGGAGGGGGGGCGGGAGGACAGAGGUGGAAUUUUAAUAUAUGUAUAUAUAUAAAACCCAUGAGCACAGUUUCUGUGCAUUGUGUUCAGUCCUCUUGCCAGACAGGAAAAGCUAUUGAAUCCUAAGCAGGAAGUCUUACUUAUUUUUAUUUUAUUUUACUUGGGUGGUUGUUUUUCUAGCGCGUGAGUGUGUAACUUUUUCUACCCUUUUUCUGGAAGGAGUUGCUGCAAAAGAAUAACCCCCCCUCCUUUUCUCCUCUUUCCUCUGGUUAGUUCUGGAGAAGGAGAGGGGGAGAGAGAGAGAGAACCAUGGAACUGAACAGGAGGAGGAUUUGUGACCAAAAUGCUCUCUAAGACCAGGGAACCGACUUCUUCAAAGAAUACUGCUUUUGGAAAGGCUUGGAUUUUAUUGUUGUCUUUUUUUGAAAGUAAGAAUUCCAUUUUUUCUUUUCUGUUUUUUUGGAUUUAUAAAUAUGUUUCGGUCUUGAAACGGGAGAAGCAUUUCAGACUGGAUUGGCUGGCUUGUUUCCCAAGGGAUAUGCUUGGAAUAGAAGAUUGAAGACUUGAAUAUUAUCUUUUGGUGUGAGUGUGUAUGCGUGUGUGUUCUUUUUAAAAAAAAAAAAAAAACUUUUAGCAAAAACACUGGUGGCCAACUCAGCCUGUUUGGCGGAUUCCCCAGCCGCUUUUGGAUUCCCUAAAUACCUCCCCACUAGGGAUCGAGAGAGAGAGAAAGGGAGAGAGAGAGAUCAGAAAACAACCAGACAAACCUCCCCUCAUCCCUCUGGAUUCAUCAUCAUCACCACUGUAGGAUUUUGCUCUUUGGUCUUUCGUAAACCAAACUUUUCCUCUUGCUUCCCUCCUUCCCGUUCCCCCACCAGCCCCCAACCCUCUUACCCUCUUCUUCCGCCUGGAGAAGAUGUACGAAAGUGUGGAUGUAGCUGGUUUAAACAGCAGUCCUAACCCCUUCUUCAUGAUGGAUUUUUACAACCAGAACCGUGCGUGCUUGAUCCAGGACAAAGGACCCGGGAAUCCCAACCACCCUUACAGCACCCCUGUCCGAAACCAGCAUUGGAACAGUUCCAACCACUCCAUUGAAACGCAGAGUACCAGCUCGGAAGAGAUUGUGCCCAGCCCCCCUUCACCGCCCCCACUGCCCCGAAUCUACAAGCCCUGCUUUGUGUGCCAGGAUAAGUCUUCUGGCUAUCACUAUGGGGUCAGCGCCUGUGAAGGAUGCAAGGGCUUUUUCCGCCGCAGCAUCCAGAAGAACAUGGUGUACACCUGUCACCGCGACAAGAACUGCAUCAUCAACAAAGUGACGCGGAACCGCUGUCAAUACUGCCGCCUGCAGAAGUGCUUCGAAGUUGGCAUGUCCAAGGAGUCCGUCCGGAACGACAGGAACAAGAAGAAGAAAGACGCCCCCAAGCAGGAAUGUUCGGAGAGCUACAUCAUCACGCCUGAGGUGGAGGACCUCAUAGAGAAAGUGCGCAAAGCCCACCAGGAGACCUUCCCUGCCCUCUGCCAGCUGGGCAAGUACACCACGAACAACAGUUCGGAUCAGCGGGUCUCUCUCGACAUCGACCUGUGGGACAAGUUCAGUGAGUUGUCCACAAAGUGUAUCAUCAAGACAGUCGAAUUCGCCAAGCAGUUGCCGGGCUUCACCACACUCACCAUCGCCGACCAGAUCACGCUCCUGAAAGCCGCCUGUCUAGACAUCCUGAUCCUACGGAUAUGCACGCGCUACACCCCGGAGCAGGACACCAUGACGUUCUCGGACGGCCUGACGCUCAACCGCACUCAGAUGCACAACGCAGGCUUUGGGCCCCUCACAGACCUGGUCUUCGCCUUCGCCAACCAGCUGCUGCCACUUGAGAUGGAUGACGCCGAAACAGGGCUCCUCAGCGCUAUCUGCCUCAUAUGCGGGGACCGGCAAGACCUGGAGCAGCCGGACCGCGUGGACAAGUUGCAGGAGCCACUGCUGGAAGCCCUGAAAAUCUACGUGAGGAAGAGGAGGCCUAGCAAGCCCCACAUGUUCCCCAAGAUGCUGAUGAAGAUCACGGACCUGAGAAGCAUCAGCGCAAAGGGUGCUGAAAGAGUGAUCACGCUGAAGAUGGAGAUCCCUGGAUCGAUGCCGCCGCUGAUCCAGGAGAUGCUGGAGAACUCGGAAGGCAUGGACACUUUGGGGGCCUCGGCGGGAGCCCCGUCGCGCAUAGGAAGCCUCGCCCCCCCUCCGGGAAGCUGCAGCCCCAGCCUCUCCCCCAGUUCCAACAGAAGCAGUCCUGCCACACAUUCGCCGUGACCGCAGCGGCCACCGGGACAAGCUGCUUGACCCCACCCUCCCGGCUGCCUGCUGCACACUUUGGUCUUUUGCUCCCUGGGGCCUGCCUGGACAAACGUCUAAGGAGCAGGGUUGGGGCAAGGGGGCAGGGAGCCAUGGGACAGCAGGCCGCUGCAAGUGGGCUCUCCUCCCUCCCCCUCCACGGCACUGUGUGGGCUGCUGUUGGGCCCGAGGGGGGUGGGCUUACACGUACUGUUCCAUGCCAGCACGCUACCCUUCGUUCAACGGUUCCAGCAAAACAGGGUUCCACUUUUGCAAUGAAGACCCCCCCUAUUUGCGGGACAUUCCCCCCCCCUUGGAGAGGCACAGAUCAUCUGAUCCAGGAAGUUCUGGACUCUGCGGAUAAAGAUCGACGAACCAAUCUGAAGGACAGAAGCUCAAAAUCUAGGAGCGAGACUUUACAUACAUAUAUAUAUCUAUAUAUAUAUAUUAAAAGAAAACCCAACUGAUUACAGAAAAAUUCACCUCCUAUGUGGCACGCAUCCCCUCCCCCCUCGACACACACACUCUCAUCCUUGUCGUGCACACAUUAUACACCUUCACUAAGGAGUUGCCUGCUUCUUGUUGCAGUGAAAAUGAAGUGGUGUUUUUUCUUUUCUUCCCGGUUGAGUUUGCAUUUCGGAUGUUUCAGGGGAAAGGGUGUAAUGUUUUCUUGUUUUCUGUUUCCUGUUUUUUUAUUUUAUUGCUCCGUUUCCAUCCUCGACUUGACCACCCAAAGUUAACCUUUCUCUCUUUACCCUGCCUUUCCCCACUCCUUGUCCACCCCACCCCCCACAUGCCUAAAAAAAAAAAAAUCCGACACCAGCAAAUAAUUAAAAAAGAAAGAGAGAGAGAAGUAAAA
Podarcis raffonei (Aeolian wall lizard) is the source of this 3609-nucleotide messenger RNA. RefSeq names its product retinoic acid receptor alpha (gene RARA). Gene Ontology annotation, molecular function: zinc ion binding; RNA polymerase II cis-regulatory region sequence-specific DNA binding; nuclear receptor activity. Gene Ontology annotation, cellular component: nucleus; transcription regulator complex. The transcript is spliced from 8 exons. Gene Ontology annotation, biological process: cellular response to corticotropin-releasing hormone stimulus; regulation of transcription by RNA polymerase II; retinoic acid receptor signaling pathway. NCBI's taxonomy places the organism in Eukaryota, Metazoa, Chordata, Lepidosauria, Squamata, Lacertidae. The record is from RefSeq and is a predicted model, not a curated record. Bases 1350 to 2729 code for a protein of 459 amino acids.